AUGCCUUCGGCUGUCUCUAAUCAGAAGAAUUACUACACCACUCACCACCGACGGCAAUCGUCUCUGUCGCAGACUAACCUCACGGACCAGAUCGUCGCUUCUCCAACCCAGGUCACCUCACCCUCCCAGUCACUUGUCUUUCUGCCCUCAACUGCCUACCAACCACAGGUACCGGCACCGCGAACAAGAACCCCUUCUCUAUCUACCACCGCAUUAUCCAACAUAAGGCUCGACUUGGCUCGGGAGGAAAAUGUGAUCAACGAUCCCCAUGAGUUCUAUCGACGGUAUCAGGAUCCUUUCGUCAACAGCGCACCCAUCGGGUCACAUCAAGAGGGCAUAAGAACCACUGCAGAUGAACAAGAGGUAGCGCAAUAUACAAGUCGAAAGUCAAGUUUUGCAUCCUCACAGGCAAAUGAUGAUCGGGGUCAAAGAUCAGUCAGAAAUUCGGUUAGUGCCCGAAAGCUCUCAGUGAACACCCAACAAACGCAGUUGGAGGGAGUCAACUCAAAAUCUUCCAGCUCUGCGCCAAAUACAUUAAGGUCGAGAAAAACAUCCUUCAAAGAUCUGGUGGCUCGCUUCGACGCCUCUCCAGAUGAAGUCCCGCCUUUGCCUACCCAGCAAAUCUCUCGUCCGUCAUCGAGAACUGCAAGUCCGAUGUCAGGUUUUGCCAAUGUGGAAUUUGGUCAUUCUGCCGGCACCGGUACUCAGCCCAAACGGCCAUCCUCAAGACUGUCAGAAUCUUAUCGAAGAAAUGGCAGUGCAUCGGCGUCUACUGGAAUACCCAACACCAAGUCCCUCACUGGUCGAAAUAGAACUUCAUCAUUGGCAAGCGGAUUGACCAAAAGUGUGACCCACCCAGAGUCCUCUCAGAGUGGUCGUAAAUUGUUGUUUGGUGAAGUUCUGCCAUCGGUUUCUCAGACCGCUGCCGCAGGCUACGGCAUUGCUAAUGUACGGAGACGCCGUGGCUCAGAAGGGUCUCCGAUGCACAGUCCUAAUCCGAUGUUCCCAUCUAAUUCCUCCACUUCGACUAUUCAAAGACCUCCGUCAACCUCAUCACAGAUUCUCCAACCUCCAACCUCUAGUCAAUCACAUGUCGGCUUAAGCCAAGAAGCACAGUCCCAUCGAUCACAUCGUCGGGCACAGAGUGACUUCGCUAACCCUUCAAUCAGAACUUCUGGUCGACAGGGAGGGAUUGUGUCAGCUGUAAAUUUUGAAACUGCGCUGAGCUCACCGGACUCGACUGGUGACGGUACGAGUAAGGUCAAUGGUCAAUCACGAAUACCCGUUAGCACACGUCAUCAGCGCAUGGCUUCCGACUCUGCAACCAUGUCAACUAUUAAUGCACAUCCCGCCUUCGUCUCACAGCUACCUCUGCGUAAUUUGGCCAGCUCACAACCGAGAUUCAAUCCCGCUCCAUCUGGUGACCGCAAGGCAGCCAGUCCAAAGAGAAGGCCUCGAUCCCCUAUCCAAAUCAAAAGCCCUGGACGGCGCGGCAAGGAGAUUACAGCCAGCAGCGAGAAAAGCCCUUCGCUUCGAGCAAACAUCAUAGCACCUCCACCUAAGAUCUCUCCUCCAUUAAGAAGCUCUCGGCCCCGGCUUCCAGUCUCCUCUGCCAGUACAGCGGCAUCGAGAGCAAAAAUUGCAGACAAGUUCCAGAUCAUGGCUAAAGAACAAAGUGACAAGAGAGGCUAUCGGCGACAGCGACCACCCGAGUUGAGCGACAUCGAUCUCAAAGCCCGAAGACUUAAAAUCACGCAGGCACUGAGUAGAUCAAGGGAAGGUGAGGAUCUCAGAACUGGUGAUUUCAAAACUCACGAUAGCUCGAAAAGUCGUACAAAUAGCAUGACUCCAUCCUUUUCAGGUUCGAACAACGAAAAUCCAAGCUUUCCUGAUCACAUUGACAUCCCAGCAGUCGUGGUCAACUUUUCUGGCCCACCUACAGAUAUGUCGGAAGAACGAGCUUUUUACACACCGGAUGAUCAAUCUGCACGAGACCGCACAACAUAUACUCAAAAUGCUCUCAGGAUUGUCGAGUCAAACUCCAGACAACCAGCUGCGGAGGUCGACUCACCAACUUUGGGUCAUGCAGAAUCAGCAUUCGGUAGCAUUCCCUUCUCAUUGAACACGCAAUUAGUGCCUACCAUGCUUGAGCAAGAACCCUCAUCUGCGCUCACUGAAGAUACAAUAGCAACCGAAGCAACCAUGAUUGACAUGGAGCCACAGACCGAUGCUUCGAGAUUGCAAACCCCUGCGCAAUCUCUAUAUGCACAGAUCAGCGCUUUCCGGAGUCAAGAUUCCAACUCUCCUAUGUCUGCGAGUUCGCAAGCAUCAGGUGAGCUUUCUGAUCAUGCAGAUGGGGUUUCGGUUCAGCUAGGGCUGCGGGAGACGACGUAUCUCGAUGACGUCGAAGCAGCUGAAAAGGGCUAUCGACCCUUCUUAGCCAGUGCUGGAUCUGACAUUGCCACAUCACGCAGUAAUGGAAGAAGCUCUUGGACGUCGUCAAUUGAUGAGUUGCCAGAAUCUGAAUCUGGUGAAAACACCCUCCCAGUCCAUGGACUGUCACAACCGCCAAAUCAACCGCCAGCAGACCCUGGUUCCACCUCACUCUCUGAUUCGAUACAUUCUAGCAAUCAGGAUGACUCCCAGGAAGAGCCUGGUGAGCUUGAUGUCUACACGAUCGUCAACAUUGUUCUUCAACAGCAGACCCCCUCAGGAGUGGUUGACCAACAGUUGGUUGAUGACAUCUAUCAUCGCAUCAUCCAAGUUGCCCCAGAUCUAGCAAGCACUGAUGCUGUUGAUGAUGACACAAUUCGACAGCUCUGUUUGCAUGAGCUUGAGAACUAUCACAAUCAGUGGGACGAACCAGAGUCAUCACGGCCACAGUCGGCCGACUACAGCCAUUCCGAUGACUUGACAGACGCACAUCGUAACGCAAACGAGAAUGCUGAUGGGAUUACCAACGAGCAGACUGACGAGAAUAGUCAUACUGAACCAUUUCCAAAAUCUAAAAGCAAAGAGCCAGCACUUCCGCCCUCGAGUUACCGUGGCCACCACUACAAGUCAAGUCUUGAUAGUGCGGAAGAUUGGGCUGAAACUUCGCCGUCUGUGGGAGACUGGAUACAAUUUGCUCUCAAAUCACCAGUAGAAAACCAACAAGUUCGACCACAAUCUACACUGUCCCGUGAAGUUACUCGGCAAGACCACAUCGCUACAAGUUCAGUCAAUGCAGAGGACGAGCAAGCUCCUGGGCCAGUCUGGAAUUCACAUGUUGAUGACUCUCCAACAUUAGGGGUUGGUCGUGACAUUCCACGUCCACCUUCACACUCUCCCCCACCGCCUCCGACGACGAUCUUGCCAUCAAUUGAUCAAACUGCUCAUUCCGCACCCGCAGGUAUCACGCCACCUGAGACUCAGACAUCACAGCCAACCAGACCACACACCACCGUGUCGAUGUCAGCCAGAUCUAGUCUCGACCAUCACGGAGUUCCUUCGAGUUCGAGCAUGAACAGACCGUCCGAGGAGAGCAAUAUUAGUCCUGAUCAACGACGCUUGAACAAGCGACGACAUAUACUGAAAGAGCUCGUCGACACCGAGUACACUUACGAACGAGACAUGAGGGUGCUUUGCGAUAUUUACAAACAGACUGCUGUGGUGGCCAUUAGUGAGGAAGACACCAAAAUCAUUUUUGGCAAUGUCGAAGCUGUGCAACACUUUGCCAAGGAUUUCCUCGCUUUAUUGAAACAAGUCGUAUGGCCUGCCUACAUCAUAGACAAGGCAGACAAGCGGAAAGACGGCAAUCGUGUCUCAACCGUUCAGGGCUCAGGCGCAUCUAUCGAUGGACUGGCUGACAUGACUGAAGCUGAGAAGGAUGAGGUGACCAGAGUCGGACACGCCUUUGAGGUUUCGAUGAGUGAUAUGGAAAAAGUCUACAGCGAAUAUGUUCGUACUCGCCAUCCUGCCAACAAGAGACUCCAAGCUCUGAGCACAAACAGCGCUGUGGACGAGUGGCUCAAGGAGUGCAGUGCCAACUCUAGUGAUAUUACGAAUGCGUGGAGUCUGGACGCGCUUUUGGUCAAGCCUAUCCAACGCAUCACCAAAUAUCCGUUGUUGCUGAGUCAGCUGGUGGACGCAACACCUUUGACACAUCCUGACUAUGAGUUCAUUCGAAAGGCACUGGUUGAGGUUACGGAAGUGAACAUUCGCAUUAAUGAUGUGAAGAAACACACAGAAAUUGUUGACCAAGUCCUCAAUAGAAAACGAAAGGAGUCGGACGUCCGCACUGGGUUGACCAAGGCGUUUGGUAGACGAGCGGAGAAACUCAGACAGCACGUGGGCAUCAACGAGAUAUAUGAAGAUCCGGAGUAUGCCAAGAUCAAGAUCAGCUACGACAACAACAUUGCUCACCUGUUUCUUGUCACCAAAGACUGUCAAGGGUAUAUCGAGGCCAUGAAAGAAUGGGUUGAUCGAAUUUGUGGAAUAGCAGCAGCGGCCGAAACUUGGGUUGAUGUUGGCCACACCAGCUAUCCACAAGCCGAGAGCAAAUUACGACAAUUUGCCAUUGUGGUUCGCGGCGUGCACUCUAUCGCACUUCCUGAUCAUAUUGAGCAGGUGACAAAGAGAGUAAUACAGCCCAUGGAGAAAACAGCAACCAUGCUGGAACGGUUCAAGGUUGAUUCCAAAGGUCUUAUCCAGAAGCGAGAGAAGAGGCUACUGGAUUAUAAUCAAUUCAAGAACAAGAGAGAUCGCGGUGAGAAAAUGGACAAGAAAAUGACCGAACGGAUGGAGCAGUGGGAGGCUCUAAAUCUUGAAGCCAAAGAAAGAAUGAAGCGUCUACACAGCUCGACGGCAGACCUCGUUCUUGCAUGCCAAGCGAGUUUGAUCGAGCUUCAGAAGAGCUGGCUACAGAUGUGCAAGGUCAAGUUUUCGGCAGCGAUGGAACUUGAUCUGAAUCACCUGGAACCUGCGGAAAUUAUGAAAGAAUGGCAAGAGGAGUUUGAUCCACAGCAUGUCUACGCCAUGACAUUGAGCAUCUGCAAUGGAACACUACUAGCAGAAGCCAUCAAUCUCUUGUCAUUCUUGAGUCCAGGAACGACCUUGACUGGUGACGAUUCUCCACGCCAGCCAUCAUGGAAUAGCAGUGUGAAAAGAUCUGCUUCGACCAAUGAAGGAUUAAUCCACGCUUCGAUGUCAGAUCAUCACCAUCGAUACACUGAAGGUCCUACCAGUCCUAACAGUGACGAUCGUAGUGAUCAUACCUCGUUCACAUUUGCCAAUGGACGGAUUCGUGCACCAUCUGCAGCGUCAGGGAGACCACCGAAAACCCCUGAAGCUCUUCCACGAAACGUGACGGCUACAUCACUUCAUACUACGCACAGCGGGAACAUAUCUCGGCCAGGCACUAGCCUCGAACAUUCAGACGACUACUUACGUUCUGCGCCGCGGGUGAGCCUAGAAGCACCGUCUCCAACGAUAGGAGCACUCUUCACCGAAUCGUCAGCGGCUGCCAAGCAUGCCUCGACGUCUACUUUCUAUUCAGCGGCUCCGGGUCCGUCACAUUCACAGCACCAGUUGCCACCAAGCAGAGGCAGCGUCUUCUCUUCAGCGAUGCCCAUGGACGAGAGCAAUGGCACGCCGAAUGAGGGUGCUCCAGAAACAGAAGCUGAUAGGGAGCCCGGUGUACUUUUCACAGCGGCCAGUGUCUACGAGUUCAAUAUUGAUCGGUCUCGACAGCAAGGUGGAUUCCGGUAUCUCACAUAUGUGACUGGAGAGAUCUUCGAUGUGAUUGCAGAACAUGGUGAGUUGUGGCUAGCAAUCAAUCAAGACGAUGACACUCGUGAGAUUGGGUGGAUAUGGAACAAACAUUUUGCGAAGUUGGCAACAUGA
Molecule: messenger RNA, 5883 nt
Organism: Exophiala bonariae
Lineage: Eukaryota; Fungi; Ascomycota; Eurotiomycetes; Chaetothyriales; Herpotrichiellaceae
Exons: 1
Coding region: 1-5883 (1960 amino acids)
Biological process (GO): intracellular signal transduction; regulation of actomyosin contractile ring contraction; regulation of division septum assembly
Cellular component (GO): cytoplasm
Molecular function (GO): protein binding; guanyl-nucleotide exchange factor activity
Source: RefSeq, a predicted model, not a curated record